AUGAAAAUGAUGAUAUUAAAGGAUUUUGCUUAAAUUUGGAAUUCAAAGAUUCCAGACCUUAGUUUUGUCUAAAAUGUGCAGCUGAUCCGAUUGAAGCAUGCUAGUUGUAAAAAAAACCUCAAAAGAUUUGGUUAGAUUAUAGGUUUCAUCUCUAAAACUAAAGAUAAUCUUCUUAAUUUAACAAAUUCAUUGAAUGGAUUCUACGCCUAAGUCAAAUAUAAAGUUAAAGAAAAAUUAAAAAAAAUUUUAAAUGAUAAACAAAUAAUUGAAAAGAAUAUUUGA
Messenger RNA from Paramecium sonneborni, 282 nucleotides. NCBI's taxonomy places the organism in Eukaryota, Ciliophora, Oligohymenophorea, Peniculida, Parameciidae. The record is from the annotation of a GenBank genome assembly.